Rhineura floridana is the source of this 3994-nucleotide messenger RNA. RefSeq names its product centrosomal protein 68 (gene CEP68). Bases 1354 to 3549 code for a protein of 731 amino acids. The record is from RefSeq and is a predicted model, not a curated record. The transcript is spliced from 10 exons. NCBI's taxonomy places the organism in Eukaryota, Metazoa, Chordata, Lepidosauria, Squamata, Rhineuridae.
CUUCCGGCCCGGAGAGGCAAGGCUUAACAAUGCCACCCCUCUGCACUCCGCAAUGGCAGGGCUGGCUGAGCAGGGCCCCGCUCCCCUCCUUCCCGUGAGGAGCCCACGCAAAGGAGCCCCGCCAGCCCCCGCCUAGGCCAGCAUUCCGAACCAGCCGCCGCCGCCACCGCUAACCAAGCCGAGGCGGCUCGGGAUUGGCUCAGAGUCGCGAUCCCAGCUGCUUUCAGCGUAUCCAUGUCAAGCCCCGCGGUUGCUGAUUAGCGGAAGCGGCGUCCCCGCUGGCGGUGCGCGAGCGCCCUCUCGUGGCCUUGUGGCGGAGUGGGCGGACGAGCGGAGGGCCACUUUGGAGGUUGCCGCGGGGAGCUCGGCGGGGUCUCUCGAGCGCUGCUUCAGCCCAGCGCCUGCCGACACUUAUUCAUCUAUCGUCUGCAGCUGGCAUGGAGAACCUAUGGCUCUCCAUAUUACGUUAGACUCUAGCUGCCACCAGCCUCAGCCAGCAAGCCCAUUGCCCAGGGACAAUGCGAACUGAACCCCGGUUCCUCAUCUUUGGGCUACAGGAAACAAACACUUGUGACUCCUUUCAGACACCAAGAUAAAGAUCCACCCAGCCUGAAGCCGCUGGUACGUUCUUGCGAGGUGAGGGCAGUGCUAAAAGAAGCAUGCUGUUGUUCCCUGUGCCAAGGCUUUCCUUGCCUUGGAAUGUAAACGCUGUCCAUGGACUUUAGUUGUUGGACUGAAGUUGAAACUAGUAAUUUGUGGAUCAUGAUAACAUGGCCUUAAAUGUGUAGCAAAACUCCCAGAAGACCUUUCACCGGAUUUUCUGUGUUUUAGGUUUUUUUAAUUACAGUUUUAAGCCAGAGGUUCCCGAACUGUGGACCGUGGGCCGCAAGUGUCCUUCAGGUGGUCCAUGGGAUGACUGUGGAUUUGUGGUUGAAGAUGUUUAAACUCUAUGGAAUUCAAAUUGUAAUACAAUACAAUAAAUAUAUAAGACAUAAAUGAAGCAAUAAGCAUACAAUUAAAAGCCAUACUGCAUCUAGCACAGUGCAUAAAAUUGCUACCGCAGGCUGAACAAUCGUUAAGUUGUCUGUCAAGACUCUCAGCAAUUUUCAGGCAGCCCAGGGGAAAUCAAAUUUGGGAACCACUGUUUUAGGCAAUUACAGAAAUGAGGAAGAAAAUGGAAAAUGUACUACAACAACAACAAGGAAUACAUCAGAUACAGGAGUUGCAGUACUUUCUGAAAAUGAAAGAUUCACUGGCAUGAGGUCAAUCAUAUUCAUGAUGCUUCUGUUAAAUCUGUACAGAUUACAAGACUUCACAUUUUGGUCACAGAAGGAAAAGAAAACUGUUUCAUAGAUGGCCUUGGAAGUAGAAAAAUCUCCUUUUGAUGUUUCAUUGAGCAUGAAGGCCAAGUGCUAUGGAAGGUGGAAUUACUCAGAACUAGAAACGGGCUACCCUGAACUGGCUAGCAAAGUUUGCCAGCCCUCAGCUGUGGAAGGUGAAGAGCCUUUGCCCAAAGGAAUAGAGGGUCAAGAGCUCAUAUCUAUAGAGGAAGCUGGCCAUGCAUUUCCUGGCAUUCUCCAGAGGACUCGGAAAUGUGAUAAACAACCUUCAGCGCUUUCUAACAGGUUUCACAAGAUGAAAGCCAAAGCAAAGUAUGUGGAGAGAUGGCCACCCAUCAGCGGGACCACUUAUGGUAGUGAAGUAUUUCACAGUUUUAGCAGAGGUGGUAUGUACCCUGAAGAGCAACAGAUGCAUACAGGUGAGUGCUCGGAGUCUACAGAGGUGCUUCAGGGUUUGCUGGAACUUCCAACCAAAGCUGUGGACUCUACAUUUUAUUCCUCUACCACCAAAUCCCCCCCCAACCAUGAUGCCGACUGUCGGAGUCAGAUGACGGUUGCCCCAUAUUCAUCCACUCCUCAACAUUUAUCAGGUAAAAGAACCCCUCAUUUUGAUGCCAUGACACCUGUGUGCCCGAGGGCUAGCAUCGCUUUACAGCCUCCAGAAGACUCUGAUUUUGAUCAGCAGGGAUUGUCAAGAUCGAAAAGCUUUUCAGGUGCCGGGGUUUGUCCAUCGUCUGAAACAUCUACUCCUUGGUAUCUCCAUAGUCUGUCUGAGCCUGCAGAAAGCCACAUGCUAGGCACGCACAAGCAGCUACCUGUGGAUAGCUGUCCAACAGUGGGACACAUGAGAAAGAUGUCCUCUUUCCAGGCUGAUUAUUGGGCAUGUGCCAUACCUGAUACCUUACCACCAUCUCCAGAUCGUCAGUCCCCGCAUUGGAACCCUAAUAAAGAAUAUGAGGACUUGCUUGAUUACACCUAUCCUUUAAGGCCAAAAUACAAGCUUGCAAAGAAUGCCAAAGACUCUUCUGUCCAUGAUUCUGGGGUUGACCUUGACAGUCUUUCCAUUUCUCCUGAAAGUACCUUGAAGUCUGUGAACAUGCAGGGCCAAGAAUGUCAGGCUAUGGGGAUCCAGAGUGCAGAGAGAUGUUCGACCCCUUUAUUGAAAAAGCUAGAAUGCUCCGUUCCGGUUUCUCACUACAGACUAUCGCCUGUUGGGAAAGUAUCCUUUGCAAGUUGGGUUCCCUCUCCUGGCAGAACUGGCAUUUCUAAAGAGAUGGUGCACAGUUUGUCCCCUGGUCCAUUCAUUGCAACCAACUUGGACGAAAGAGAUUGGAACACGAGGAGACACGACUACCUUACAAAGAGAGACACUGCUAGUAGCAACUUCAUACGCUCCACAAGGAUGCUGCCCUUACAAAAAGGGAAUUCCAGUGAUGAAGAGUAUCUCUCCUUGCCACCCAGACUCAAGGAGUUAGAGACAUUGGCUCAGCAACUGACUGAUCUUUCACUGACUGUAAAGAAACCUGAACAUUUCCCAUGUGUCAGUGUGGAUGGAGAGCAGCUUCCACUGGAGUUUCAGGGAGAUAAUGGAGCCAACAAGAGCCAUUGGGAAAUGUAUUGUAAUUCUUGUCAUAGCUGUAGCUUUCAAGAACAUGGCGCAGAAGACCUUCUGAGCAGUCGAGGCUUCCAGGACCAUGAGAACGUGCCAAAAGAGACCGCAGGCAUUGACUUGCUCAAAACAAGAUGCCUCAAGUUCCUGGAGAGCGGAGGCCAUUGUAUGAAGCAAGACCAUUACGGAGACUCCCUUGCACUGCAUAUUAAGAUAUUUUCCUGUCAACUAGAAGAGCUCAUUCGUUGGCUGCACAAAGUAGCACAAGUGACAGACAACUGGAUUCCCCCCAAGCCAGAUGUUGAAAGUGUUAAGGCAGCAUUGCAAAACUACCUGAAGUUCAAAAAGGAUUUAGCCGACCACCAAGCGCUGACUGAAAAUGUGUUGCAAGGCGGCGAAAAGCUCCUCAAAUGCAUGGCAUCAAAUUCACCGGUUUUGCGGAACACUCUUGGUUUGAUUGCAAAACAAUCUGACAAGCUUGAAAGCCAGGCUGAACGCUUGUAUCAGUCUCUUACAACAGCUGUGGAUACACUUGGGGAUGGCUUAAUAAAGAAUUGCGAUGCUCAACAAACAGCGGCCCAGGCAGAGUCAUCAAGAUAAUGCCUCUCAGUGUGGAAUUCCACAGCCCAUCUUUAACUGAAUGAAAGAACUGCUUCAGUAAGGAGUUUGAGGAAAUGUUAAACUGCUCUCUGCACCGUGCUGACGUAUUGGAAGGUUAUUCUUCAAAGUUGUGACCUCCUGCAGUGUCAUCGAGUAUAGUUUCCAGUUUCAGAUGUUAGCAACUGGCUUCAUAUCUGACGACGGCAUUUUGGAGAGUAUGGAAGAUACAACUUUCCCAGAUGUUGGAGUGAUUGUUGGCUUAACUGUCUCUGAAGUUGCAUACCUUUUUUAUUUUAUAGUUCUUUAGGUGAACAAUUGGACGUCUUCAGUGCCUGUUUGCUUACAUAUUUUGGUUUCCCCUGAAAAGGUUGUUCUGUUUAUUUACAUGUCAUUUCUAUGGAAGACUACAUUUAAAAUAAAACAAUUUUGCCACCAUAUUAUCAAA